Molecule: messenger RNA, 1394 nt
Organism: Aphanomyces astaci
Lineage: Eukaryota; Oomycota; Saprolegniomycetes; Saprolegniales; Verrucalvaceae
Exons: 2
Coding region: 70-1323 (417 amino acids)
Source: RefSeq, a predicted model, not a curated record
AUUACACACUUCAUUGAGCCAACGUCGCCGUCCACGUCGAGGGCCAGCACGAUACAUUAGUUCAUCGUCAUGACAAAGGUCACGCUGCUGCUGCGCGCUAUUGUAGCGCUCGUUGCAACGACAGAUCUAUUGUAUGCGCAAGUUGCCGAUCCGACGGUAGUUGCAACCACCACAGUAACCCCCACAACAGUCUCCCCUGUGGCCGUGACCACUACCACUGCUUCACCGGUCGUCACGUCUGUUACUCCCACUACCACGGCGUCCGUUGUGGUCACGCCAACCACGACAGCCUCUACUGUUCCGACAUCGACAGUCGCGUCGACGACCACCACACGCGCGCCGGCAACGACCAAAGUAGUGUCCACCACCCCCACCACAACAAUACCAACGACACCACAACCCACGAACGAGACGCCAUCGACGUCGUCGUCGACUGGCCGUGCAAUCUUUCGCGGGUUCGCCAACCUGGACGACUGGGUGUGGUGGAUCAUCAUCGGCGGGGGUGCGCUUGUCCUCCUCCUGGCGUCGGUGUGCUGCUGCAUUUGCAUCCGUCGCGGAAAGGCCAAGGCCCGAGAAGAAGCCAUACAAGCCAUGGAGGAGCAGCGCGAGGCGGACAACCACGCUCGGCUGCUAGCCGACGCCCAAAAACAGCGCCGGGAUCGUGAAGCAACGCAGCAAAACGGCAGGGUCACGUCAUUAACCACUGCCCACGGGAACGGGUCGUCCAGCGAAACGUCGCCGGCCAAACGUCCAACCUACUACCGUCGGCCGUCCCAAGGGCGCGGCGCUUACCUGCAGUCGUCUGCCGUUCCUCCCCCCAUCCACACCAGCCAUCCCACUGACAGCACGGACGUGUACCCUGCUCCGUACAUAUCUGUGACGUCCCCCACGAAUGCCAAAGGGCCGUCGUACCAUCCGCCGUCGAGUGUGAACGACCGCAUCGAAGCGCUCAAGGCGCUCAGCAGUGUCCCUGUGCAGAAGGACUCGUACUCGUCCGAGCCUGGCGUCGGCUUCCUCACGUCCACGCCAGUUUCCUACCCGAACGGGACUGCCGUGUACCUCCCCAACCCCCGAGACACAACGCUGACUGGCUACAGCAUGGACAUUGACGGCGACUACGAGUCGACGUCGGGCGGCACGUUCUUGUCUGCCAAGGACUCCUCGCUGUACCAGGAGCUCGACUCGGCCAAGGUCAAGACGCCUACUCGGGCCGCGGUCAAAUCGACCGACUCGAAGCAAUCGGACGCGAGCGACUUUGAGCUGGAUGUCGAUGACGCGGCGACGGGCAACCUUGUGUCCAGCCAUCGAUCGAUCGAGUUUUAGGAGAUGAGAUGAUUCGUAUGUGGGUAGUAGCGAUCAAGACAAAUAACAAACAACGGCAUGUGUUACAUAUA